AUGUCAAAAGGUGAAAAUACGUUGGCGUCAAAGUCGAACUUGGAAAGAACAAGUGUAGCAAACUUCGAGAGCUCUGUAGAUGCUUUUGCUUCCAGAUUUAACUCUUAUGGUUCCUAUUCACCUGCACGGGCCGACAUGAGAAGAAAUGGUUGUGAAGAUUUACCUCAGAAGGCUCGUGAAAUGGUUGCCAAUAAAGGAACCAUGUUUAGGCGUGAUGAAAGUAUGGAAGAUGCAUCUUCUGGCUCCCAGGCUUCAGCUGCUGCUGAUGGGAAUCUUGGCACAAAUGAUGGCAAAAGUGACAGACUACUGAAUGUCAAGUCCGUUCGAGCUUCAUCAGACUUGGCUAGGAGCAAUGGGGAGUUGAAGGAAGUCGGCGUUGUGACAGAUGCACACCAUGGGCCAGGAAGCUUCAGAAGCAAAUUGAGCAACGAAAGGAAAGUUUCAAAGGUAUAUCCGAAGGAUACCAGAAGUGCCGUUUUGGAUAACAAAGUGCAGCGGUUGGAAAACAGGAUAAAGAUGCUUGAAGGAGAGUUGAGAGAAGCUGCUGCCCUCAAGGCUGCUCUGUAUUCAGUAGUUGCUGAGGAUGGAAGCUCCAUGAGUAAAGUGCAUGCUCCAGCUCGGCGCCCUUGUAGGCUGUAUCUUCAUUCUUGUAAGGAAGGAUCACAAUUAAGACGCGCGAGUGCAGCUAUAGGUGCUGUUUCUGGACUUGUUCUGGUUGCAAAAGCAUGUGGAAAUGAUGUUCCGAGGUUGACGUUCUGGUUGUCAAACUGUGUUGUGGUGCGAGCAAUUAUAAGUGAAAACAUUGGAGAGUUUAAGUUACCACUCUGUGCUGGACCCAUGGAAAGAAAUGGAGGUGGAAAGGGGAAGAAACAGGCAUCAUCUCCGUUGAAAUGGAAAGAAUCCUCUCCAGGGAGAAAGGAAAAUAAAACAUCUAGUGACCGGGACAACCACUUGUCUUUAUUUCGGCCCUAGAAAGGGGUUGAAACAUGGAUCUUUUCCAGAAUCAUCGAGUCU
Molecule: messenger RNA, 1014 nt
Organism: Hibiscus syriacus
Lineage: Eukaryota; Viridiplantae; Streptophyta; Magnoliopsida; Malvales; Malvaceae
Exons: 3
Coding region: 1-972 (323 amino acids)
Cellular component (GO): nuclear pore
Source: RefSeq, a predicted model, not a curated record